Ruditapes philippinarum (Manila clam) is the source of this 3525-nucleotide messenger RNA. RefSeq lists its product as uncharacterized. The transcript has 7 exons. Lineage: Eukaryota; Metazoa; Mollusca; Bivalvia; Venerida; Veneridae. The coding region runs from base 1 to 2226 and encodes 741 amino acids. The record is from RefSeq and is a predicted model, not a curated record.
AUGGCUAGUGGUGGUGGAGCAACUGACAUAAGGGAACAACUUUCAACAAUGAACAUACCCCAGUUGACUUCAAAUAUGUUUUCUUGUCUGGAAGAUCAAAUUGGAAAAUGGUGGGAGGAUGCUUUAAAGGAAGAAAUGGGAAAGGCCGGAGCUGAGGAGAGGAGAAUAGCUAUUGAGAAAGGUAAUUUUCAUGAUGGUAUUCCGGCUAUCACUGUUAUAUGUGAUGGUGGGUGGUCAAAGCGGACACGCAAACACACAUACAAUGCUUAUGGUGGAGUUGGUGUCAUUUUUGGAGCUGAAACCAAAAAAUUAUUGUAUAUUGGUGUAAGAAAUAAGCAAUGUGUUAUUUGCAAGCAGGCCAAAAAUAAGACAGUCAAACCUAAAUCACAUAAUUGUUAUAAAAAUUGGAGUGAAAGCUCUCAGGCAAUGGAAGCUGACAUUAUUUUAAAUGGUUUCUUGCAAGCAGAAACAUCGCAUGGAGUAAGGUACACCAAAAUAAUUGCUGAUGGAGACAGCUCUGUGUUCCCACAACUGCAGGAAAAGGUGCCAGUUUGGGGAACAUCAAUUGAAAAACUUGAGUGUGCUAAUCAUACAUGCAAAUGUUUGCGGUCAAAUCUCGAAAAGCUUGUCAUUGAAAAACCCUAUUAUAAAGGCAAAGGGAAAUUAACAAAAAUUAACAGAUUAAGAUUAACAACAGCCGUAAGAUGUGCUAUACGCAUGAGAAUAGCUGAUAAAAGUCAUAGACUUAUAGGAAAUUUCACCACAAAUUUAUGUGAAAGUUGGAUGGCUAUUAGAGCAAAGUUUGAUGGGGGGAAAGUUAUCAAUCGAUGUUCCCGUGGUUCUUGGAAUGCACGAUGCUACGGGGGUGCGUUGAGGAAAAAUAAAAGAGUUGAAUGGUCACCCACCACUUUCAACCAUGUAACUAAGGAACCUGCUGGAGUUUUCUUUUUAAGUGGUGUUAGACGACAAGCACAACUUUUGAAUGCUUCAUCAAAAUACAAGGCAAAACCUGAUAAUGUUUCCCAGUCCAAAUUAAAAGAACUAUGUGAUAAUUUCUUAAAAAGUAAGGUUAAAAUUUCAGAUACAGACAUUUUAAAUAUUCAAAAUAAUACAAUUGAUCAGUCUUUAAGUGAUACAUGGAGAAAAGAAAGGAAUAUAAGAUUGACAAGUUCAAACUUUGGAAAAGUCAUGGCCAGAAGAUCAACAAACGUCUCCUCAGCUCUGGUAAAAAAUAUGCUUUACAGUAAAUUCCAAGGAAACAUACACACUAUUAGAGGUUUGACACAAGAGCAAAAUACAAUAAUUGAGUACAGAAACCAAAAGGGAAAUGUAGAAGUUAUUAAAACUGGAUUGAAAAUAUGUAAGAGUCAUCCAUAUUUAGCAGCAUCAACAGAUGGAAUUGUUCAAACCCAAAGUGACACUGGACUUUUAGAAAUUAAAAAUUUGCUACAGACAAAUACAUACAUGAUAAAACAGGCCAUAGGGAAAGUACCAACUUUUUGUCUUCAACAGUCAAACAACAAGGUACAACUAAAAAGAGAACAUGAGUAUUACUUUCAAAUUCAAGGCCAACUGAACAUAUUUGAAAUUGAAUGGUGUGAUUUUGUUAUAAGGAGGACCAACCCAUAUGAUUUAUAUAUUGAAAGGAUUAAAAGAGAUAAAAACUUAUGGACAUGGAAAAUGGUUCCAAAAUUAAAAUGUUUUUACAUGAAAUUUAUUCUUCCGGAAUUAUCACUUCCAAGAUAUGGAACAUACACUGGCAUUAGGCAACCUGAAAAACCAUGGUACACAGAUCAGUCCUUGAAAGCACCAGAAAAAAAUCUAACAGAAUCAUUGCCAAAGAGUACAACAGACAAUUCAAAUUCAAGUAGUUGUUCAGUUCAAUGUGAUACUCAGUCUUGUGCAACAAAUUCUUCAACAUUUUCCAAAGAUACUGCAGGGCCAUCAGGUCAACAGAAACAGAAAGUUAAACAGCCUCCGCCUUUGAAAAAAAGGUCAAGCCGAACCAAAUUCCUGGGAAGAGAAAUCCUUCAUAAAUGGAUUGUUGAUGAUAAGAAGAAGAAAGAAAAGUGGUACCGUGGUACAGUUUUAGAUGUAUUAUCAGGUAAAGAUGGAGAUCCAACAGCUGUAUAUGAGGUGUUGUAUAAUGGUGAAGAAACUGCCCACGAAGUGGAUGGUUUGACUGCUGAUUUGCAGGAAGGUUCAUUAAAGUUUUUAGACAUAUAGAGUUGGCCACAUAUUUGAGUUUCAACAUUUGUCAUUUUUUAUAACAUUCUGUUAUUUGAUAUUUACCUUCAAAGUAUGACAGAUAUCAAAAAAUUGUUUGAUGUUGAAGAAAUUGUGAAACUUGAAUAUUACAUCAAGUCGACUAGUGCCUACUGAUGUGUAGAUUGUUAUUUAGGAUCAAAGGGAACAGACUGUGUAUUCAUUGAAUUCAAAUUCAUGAAAUGUUGUGCUUUCAGGAAGAUUAAUGUAGUGAUAUUACUAUCAAAGUGCAAAAAGUCAUUGUGUAAGUGUUAUUACCAGUUAAGAAUUGUUAUACAUACAUCAUUGUUUUGAAAAAUAAAGAGGAUUGAAAUGUGUGCAAGACAUACUUCAGAGCAGAAUUGAAUUAUAUCCUGUGAAAAGAAGAAAGCACCUUUGACUGAUAGCAGGCAGUUUUUUUGGGAUCAAUUUGCUACAUUUGAGAAUUUCAGUACAGCAGUUAUAGUUAGAAGACAGGUACCAAAAUAUAUUGAUUUAUAUUUAUGAUUAAUAUGUACAAGGAAAUGUUAAAUGCACAUGUAUAUAAUUUUUUUUAAUUUUCACUCUUUCUUGAUUAAAGUAUCAGUUUGCAUAGGAAUGGAUAACAAUUUCUUUAACAUUUGUAUUAAAAUUUAAAAAAAAAUUUUUUAUUAAAGAUUAAUUAAACAUGUAAAAAAUAUCAAUCAGUCUAAUAUUCUUUAUUUUGUUUAUUUAACUGUGUGAAAGUUACAUAUAUAUAUAUUAUUUUAAACUUCUUUAGAUUUUAUAGUAAUUAUUGUUGUAGGCAAUAAGAAUAAUUGAAAUUGCCAGUUAUUGAAAUUAAAAAAGGGAGCUAACUUUGAUCAAACUUAAUUAUGGCAUAGCUUGUACACCAUACUUUGAAUGAGAACUACUUUGUAAACAAAUGUUUUUAUAAGAAAUGUCAUUUAAUUGAUGGAAAAAAAUAUCAUUUUAUCAUCUUUUGCAAUGGAUUUAUUUUGAAAUUUUUUCAAGACAUCAUAAAACAAGCAGUGGACUUUAUCUUUUGUAAAAAAUAAAUAAGGAAUUAUUUGCAAACAGAAACUUUGAUAUCACAACAAACAAAUGUUUUGAAGGUUAGAAUUUUUAUGUUUUCAUAGUGUUUUCAUUGAUUUAUUUCUUCAAUUUUACUACCAAUUGUAUUGUUAUUAUUGUUUAUUGUAGUGAAUAAUGUUUUACUGUAGAAAUUAAGGCAUUGUUGCAUAAAAACUUAAUAUCAUGUACCCCACCCACUUUCAGUUAAAUUAGUAAAUUGAUAAACCC